AUGAAUGGACUUAAUGGCCAAAGGAGUGACGAGGAGUUCGAGAUUCCUGAACUUCCGUCUGGGAAGGUUCUUCGUCUAGAGCUGCUCUCAAAUUGGGGAGACGACACCUAUGUCGGACUAAAUGCUGUUGAGAUAUUUGAAGAAAAUGGAAAACGUCCUGAAGUGGCCAAGAUCUCUUCAAAUGCUCUGCGAUCCGUGGGUAGUGUUGAGUCGAUUUUCGUUGAAUCUUUCACAUGCACCGAUCAGGGAAAGAUGUGGAGAGCCGAACUUCAAGUCGACAGAACCGUUGUAAUUGAGAUCACCUUCACCGACGUGAUACGAUUAGCCAUGAUGCGUUUCUGGAACUACAGCGAGUCACGGGUGCAUGCUCAAAUGGGAGUGCGACAUUUGAGGGCCGAGCUAGACGAUGUCACCAUUUUUGAAGGGGAAAUCGACUGCGCAUUUACGGAUCAUGACCACGAACCUAUGGGAGAGACAAUCUUAUUUACAACGGAUGAAAGCAUUUUGGAAGCAAUCGCUGAGAACGACGUAUGUCUUGUUGGCAAUACGGUCAGCAAUUCUUCUACAAUGGAUAAUGCUGAACUGGCAUUGGGACUUACUCCUCAUCGUCCCGUCACUCGAGAAGCAGCUCCGUUGUUAAGGCCAGAAGCAGAGAGACCUGUCAGCGCAGCCACACCCGACGUGGAUGACGAGGAAUGUCCGGGAAGGGUGAAAAUGUUGCACUUGGAACUCUGUGAGAACUGGGGAUCACCAGGGCUGAUUGGACUAGCUGGAUUGGAGAUUCUCGGGAACAAAAAUACUUCAGUUGAUCCGAGCACUUUCACAAUCACCUCAAGUUCUCAGGGUGACCCACAAAAACUAAUCAACGGAAAGAACUUGACCAGAUCACCUGAAGACAUGUGGCUGAUUCAAUUUGACCCCAAACAGCACCCGACCAUCACGAUAAACUUUCACAAACCGAUAACUUUGACAGGUAUUUCGUUUUGGAACUAUAAUUCUUCGCCUGAAAUGUCGUAUGCGGGUGUUCGACUACUUCACAUUUUCAUCAACAGUCGUUUGGUUGCCAGUAACGUGCUGCUGAGAAAAGCACCAGGUUUCGUCUUCUUCGAUUUCGUACAAGACAUAAGCAUCGAUAGACCUCCCAGCAUGCGCCCUCUUAUGAGGCCAACAACACAUUCUGUUUACGGAUUCAUCUUCCAGCUUCAAUUGCUCAGCUCCUGGGGUGACGAGUUUUAUAUCGGACUAAAUGGCAUCGAAAUGUACGAUAGGAGGGAUGAAAGAAUCAAAGUCGGGCCGCAUAAUUUGGCUGCGUUUCCUGAAAGCGUUAACAUUCUGCCAUCUGUAGAAGGUGAUCCAAGAACUAGCAUGAAUUUGAUAGACGGCUGUAAUGACACUCAGAGGGCCGAGCACAUGUGGCUGACGCCGAUGCUGCCAAAUCGUUGUGCUCGUGUUUUCUUCGUUUUCGAUGUGCCAAUCGCUGUGUCAACGAUCGUGAUCUACAAUUACCGUAAGACCCCUGCAAGAGGAGUUCGGCAUAUUUCAGUUUCUGUGGACGAUCAAAUCGUGUACUCCGGUGAUGUGCCUGCCAGCACACCAGAAAAGACGGGAAUUCUUGAGAUUAAUUUUGCAGGCAUAUAAUUUCGGAAAAGGAUAUGCUAGAACUUAUUUCGGAGAAUAAUGUGUCAAAAACGUGAAGUAGUAUGUUCCUUCAGAAUCAAUAAUGUUUUGUAGCAUACAAUUUUGAGAGUAUGAUGUGACCAGGUAGCCAUUUACAGGUUUUAAUUUUACUCUUGCGUGAUCGAACCAACUGUGUGAUGUGUAAAGUAAUUUCAUGCAAGCUAUUCUUUCACAAUAAAAGACCAGAUAAUUAUUUUAUAACGGAGAUAAUAAAUUCUUAUA
Cylicocyclus nassatus is the source of this 1899-nucleotide messenger RNA. The record is from the annotation of a GenBank genome assembly. Lineage: Eukaryota; Metazoa; Nematoda; Chromadorea; Rhabditida; Strongylidae.